AUGAUUGGUAGCCUUGCCGCUCACCUGGGCAAGAAAGAAAAUGACGAGAGUAAUCAACACCUCAUUCAACACGUCAUAUGCUUGGCAGCUGAAAAGAAGCAACCAUGGUUCCUAGAUAAUACGAUCUUCCCUCAUUCUCUCAUUUCGGAUAGGGGCAGGAAAGCCUCCGAGGCCACUCCUUAUACAUACGCACAAACGGUGGUCAGCCACUCAUUGCGGCGAAAAGAGAACUCUCUCUUCCCUGGCAUAAACUAUAAGCCAUUUGCCGAUUAUCUUUCCCGGUCUUCUACAAAUGACUUUAUUGUCGCUGGCAGAGGGACGGGGAACUACCACUUAGACGGGCUUCGAGAUGGACAUAUCUUUGCAUCAUUGCAAGAUUACCCGUUCUCUGCUGAACACAGCUCAAAUCAGAGCGACAUAUGCCGAACCUACGAUUUCGACUCCGCACUUCCGGGACAGGAGGCCCUUGCUCGACAGAAUGAAAAUCUCUCAUCGAGUGCACAGCUCUUGUUCCUUCGGGGCUUUCCAUCGCCAGAAUGGCUGAGGCUGAUUGGCUGCUCGUAUCGCGUAGACCCCGAGUUCUUUCGCCGCCACCUUGAUUUUCUUCGACCGGAGGAAGGUCAUUUUGAUUUGCCAAAUCUCCCCUCCGUGUCUAAGAAUAUCGUGAAGAUUCCGUUGAUGACGAUCGGCACGCGCAACUUCCGAGAUUCAUCUGCUUGGGGAGAGUUUGGUGAUCUUCUAGAACCCGAGCGGAGACGUGCCUUCGCAAGUGUGAGGACACAUUUGUCUCAGAUGGCGAAAGCGGCAAGGGUUGGCCAGUCGAUUAUCCGGAAAUUUUUGAUUUUUGAUGAACAAUACUUCGCUAUUGAACAAGAGGUGUCAAUUUGCGUUCAGUCGAGGCGAGAGGGGUGGACUGGAGUCAUUUUACUCGACUGCGGUCGUGAUAUAAAGGAACUGGCCAACGAGUCGUCACCGUGGCUCAAAGGAUCUUCGCAGGCAUUUACGUCACCCUCGAUGUUGCCAAACACGUGUAUACCUGUUUAUCAAUUCAAACCAAAAAUGGCAUUAAAGGGCCAAAGUCUAGAUGGCAAACUAGACACGGAUAAUCACAGUGAAGCAGCAAGUAACACAUACCAAAGCGCUUCUUCCCUCUACAAACACUACGGUAGAACGUUAGAUCAGGAUGCUCUCAAAAUGGAUGCUUUCUACGCCUUCACAGAAUUGUUCGCAUUCUCUGCAUUUAGCGAAAGUCAAUUCCUCAACAUGGUCGAGCAAACAGUUACUCGAAGCAGAGAAACACUGCAUACAUCGUUUCUGUCACCCCCACAGCCCCGAUCCAUGCAGUCGACGCUUGAGAUGCUCCAGUUUGCAAAAUAUGUGGCAGAUGAUCAUAUUCAAAGGCUUCACGGUACCAUUUCAUGUAUCAAGAGUAAAGGAGGACCGACGUGGCCACGGACUACCGAUACAAAGCACAAGGAGAUCGCCGACACCGCUGCGUCACAAUUACUGGAAGACUAUGAGGAACUACUGCAACGUGCCCAGCGACUAUCGCAAAGAUGCGCAGACCAAACAUCACUCCUAUUGAAUAAUUCAAUGCUCGCUCAGUCGAAACGGAACAUUUGGCAGGCCGAGAGGGUAGCCCGAUUAACGCUUUUGGCCUUCCUUUUCAUUCCUCUCAGUUUUACGGCCUCUAUCUUUGGCAUGAAUGUAAUGGAAUUGGAGAAUGGCGACGGACCGCGAUUGAGUAUUUGGGUUUGGGUUGUGGUGUCAGUGCCAACGUUUGUCGUUGCCUUCUUGGUCUGUUUUUGGGACAGUGUGUGGGGUUAUUUGAAGAUGAUUCUGUCGCAUGCUCUACAUGGAAAAUGA
Messenger RNA from Penicillium canescens, 1866 nucleotides. RefSeq lists its product as uncharacterized. The transcript is spliced from 3 exons. Gene Ontology annotation, molecular function: metal ion transmembrane transporter activity. The record is from RefSeq and is a predicted model, not a curated record. NCBI's taxonomy places the organism in Eukaryota, Fungi, Ascomycota, Eurotiomycetes, Eurotiales, Aspergillaceae. The coding region runs from base 1 to 1866 and encodes 621 amino acids. Gene Ontology annotation, cellular component: membrane. Gene Ontology annotation, biological process: transmembrane transport; metal ion transport.